Molecule: messenger RNA, 627 nt
Organism: Callorhinchus milii (elephant shark)
Lineage: Eukaryota; Metazoa; Chordata; Chondrichthyes; Chimaeriformes; Callorhinchidae
Product: somatostatin-1B-like
Exons: 2
Coding region: 228-545 (105 amino acids)
Biological process (GO): regulation of cell migration
Cellular component (GO): extracellular region
Molecular function (GO): hormone activity
Source: RefSeq, a predicted model, not a curated record
AUUAACAUUUUUUUCCAGUUGUUGACUUUGUCAUUUUUUUAAUGUUCCAGUUAAUGGUUCUCAUUGUAUAUUAGUGUCUGAUUAUAGCACUAAUUUUGCACGUCAGCGAGUGCUAUAAUUGUGCUGCAUUAUAAAAGCAGGACAAUUAGAGUUUUCUCAGCAAAACAGGGAAAGAGUCAGUGAAAGCUCGACAGAUCCAUUGAAAAGAGAGAAAGUUUGAGUCCAGCAUGCAGUGGCAAGCAUUCGCAAGUGUCGUGUGUCUGUUGUUCAUUGUAACUGUUCAGGGAGUUGAACCACAGGAGGAACGAAUGGGUCUGCAGCUGAACAGGGAGAUGGUAAAGGACAAGAAACGCCUGAUUGCGAAGCUGCUGGCGGGAUUGUUGGACGUGGAUGACAAUCUGUUAGAAAGUGUCAUCGCCCCAUUGGGUCUGAGCAAAGAAGAGGGGACUGAUUUCGAGGAGAGAUCAGCUGCCGGUGAAAUCCCUCCCAGAAAACCGAAGGCAGGGUGCAAACUGUUCUUCUGGAAAACCUUCUCGCACUGUUAGUGGAUUUGUCAAAGAUAAACAUUUUUUAAAAAUCCAGUUUGUGUUUUCCUGUUGAUAUGUAAACACUUCCCCCCCCCCCACU